Cyanistes caeruleus (blue tit) is the source of this 2168-nucleotide messenger RNA. NCBI's taxonomy places the organism in Eukaryota, Metazoa, Chordata, Aves, Passeriformes, Paridae. The record is from RefSeq and is a predicted model, not a curated record.
AUGUCACCGCUGAAGGCGCUGCGAGGCGCGGGAAGGCGGAGCCGCGGCUCGCCCAUAAAUGCGAGGCUCGGCGUUCAGGGCGAUCCGCGGGCGGCGAGCGGCGCUGCCCUGAGCGCCUGUAGCUGCGCCCCCGCGCACCCGCAGCAGCUGCUGUGCGAUGCUGCCCUCGUGAUCCGAGCAAAAAUAUCCAGUGAAAAGGUGGUUCCUGCCAGCGAUGAUCCCCUUGAUACCCACAAAAUGAUCCGGUAUGAAAUCAAACAAAUAAAGAUGUUUAAAGGAUUUGAAAAGCUCAAGGAUGUCCAAUACGUCUACACCCCUUUUGAUUCAUCACUCUGUGGAGUGAAACUAGAAGCCAACAACAAAAAACAGUAUCUUCUAACAGGCCAAAUUUUAAGUGAUGGCAAAGUGCUGAUCCACUUGUGCAACUACAUUGAGCCGUGGGAUGAUUUAUCCUUGUCUCAGAAGAAGAGCCUGAACCAGAGGUACCAGAUGGGCUGUGGCUGCAAGAUCACCACGUGCUACAUGGUGCCCUGCUCCAUCACGGCCCCCAACGAGUGCCUGUGGACAGACUGGCUGAUCGAGAGGAGGCUCUACGGGCACCAGGCCCGUCACUACGCCUGCAUCAAGAGGAGCGAUGGCACCUGCAGCUGGUACCGAGGGGGGCCUCCCCCAGAGAAGGAAUUCAUCGACAUCAGCGAGCCCUGAAGCGCUCUCCGGCCCUGCAAACGCGACCCUGGGGGGCUCAGCGGCUCUGAGCUGCCGUGGUCUCGCCUAUCUUGCUUAGAAACAAACACCAGUUGUCCCCAAAGAGUCGGGGGGUUGGCGCUGGUGCAGGACGAGGGACAAACCUCCUGCUCUGCUCUGCUGUGCUCUGCACAGAGGGCUGGCACUGUCCUCCAAGUUCCCUUUUUGCCAAUAUGAAUGUACGAGAACAAAAGAGUUGCCAGAAUUUUCCCCCCCCCCCCCCCCCCAUCCCAAAAUUUGAUAACCUGCAGAUUAAGAGCUCCCCGUGUUUUAUUCCAAAUCUUUCCGAUGAACUGCGGAAUGUUUUAUAGAACUGUUUCUUGGGGUUUUUUUCUGUAUGAAAGUCUUGGAUACGAAAGAAUUAUUGUACAGUGUAUAUGUAAAGUAUUAUAACAAUGUGCUAUUAAAAAAAACAAAAAAAAGGAUUCACAAAUAUUUCCUUAUCUGUCGAAAUGAGUUGAACACUUCUGUGAUUAAAACAAUCUGUGCUCCACAUUUUGUAUGUUCCUUAUGUCACAGCUUCCUUUACCCACAGAGUUGUAACUUCCAUCGAUAGAUAAAUUAAGAAACAGCUUUGAUAAUCAAAACCCCCUUCCCAAGUCAGCAUUCCUAUGGACUAACCAGAGCUUGCUGAAGGAAAAGCCAGAUUUUUAAGCAUUAAUCCAUGGAUUUUAGCAUUGCAUGGAAUAAGUUCCAAGCCCAAAGGAUGACAGGCUCAAAGUGCUCAGAACUACAAAAACCACGUCCAUCCUCAGGGCAGCUGCAGCCCUUAACACCUCCCUAAAUACAUGACCAGGUAUUUGUACCUCAGCACUGUUCAAACUUUAGAAACUCACGUGAAAGUACAUGCAAUAAAUAUCGCCUAGCUUACACUGCAGUGAUUUCUGGAAGCUCCCAGAUUUUUGACCAUGUUUAAUAGGAUUGAAUUCGUUUUCAUUCACGAGCACCCACCAUACUCUCUCAAUGAAUCUGGCUACCUGUGAACUCAAACUAGAGAAGGGUUACAACACAUUUUGCCUGUAACUUUUUUCGUGACUUAACUUUCCCGAAUUGGUGACUGGAGUUAGUAACUAAUCCCUCACACACGUUUUUAAGUUUAUAAAAGUAACUCAAUUCACAGUGGUGAAACUUUGGGAAGUGAAAAUGCCAAAGUUCAGACUAUUUGUGCCCCACAAGAAAGGGGGAGAGCCCUUGGGCAGGAUGGGAAUCUCCAGUAGCUGCCCUUUUUGACAGACUUUACUAUCUAAAGGACAGGAUAUGCUCUUCUGAGAAAAAAAGAUUUAUUUUCUCUGCAAUUAAGUUUAUGCAUUUCCAGUGAAAUGCAAAUGGUGCAAGGCCAACAGGAAAACAUGUCACUAUUACUUUGAGGAAUAUGUGUCCUGUAAUAAAUAAAAGCCAAUGUUUCACUUUUGAUCUACUGUAAA